AUGCCCCGGCUUCUGGCCUCACCGCAUCUCACCGCUUCUCACGCCGCGUCACCGCGAUUUCCGCCUUCCCGAGUCUUCCAAUCGCGCGCUUCGAAUGCGUCAGGCGGAUGUCUAGGCGGAAAAUGGGGUGAAACUCUUACUCUCCGCCCCGACAUUAGCUCAGGGGGCGACUGGGGGAAACGCGGAAGACAAGGGAGUACGGAGAGCUAUGCGGGGCGGAGUUGGGGGGAAGGGCGGAGCAGGCGGAGAGGGGUGUGUUGCGCAACGGGGACAGGGGGGAAGGGAUUCGGAGGGGGACAGGGGACUGGGGAGAGCGCAGGCGGGGCGAAAGGGAGCAGUGCAGCCAAGAAGGAAGAGAAGAAGCAAGAGAGCGGCGCGUUUGGGGGCUUGGACUGGAGAGAAGUGGCCCGCCCUGCUCCUCCCAUGCUGGACCUGUCGAAACCACGGGUGUAUUAUUUCGCCCUCGCCAAUGCUUACACCCUCAUGGACAAGGGCGCGUUGCUAGAGGAGGUGCUAGCAGAUGGCAUCAGGAGAAGCCAAAGGGGUGGUCGCGCGCGUGAUGUGUGGAUGGUGAUGGAGCCGGCAUUCCUGGUGUCAAGAAUACAACUAGGAAUGAUGGAUUGGACUAGGCAAGAGGGCGGCCAUUCGCCCGCCCACUGCUGCAAUUGUCUCCACCAAUGGCGACUGGAUGCUCACCAUCGUGCACGAGAUGCUGCCACAG
This is a messenger RNA of Closterium sp. Naga37s-1, 721 nucleotides long. The record is from the annotation of a GenBank genome assembly. Lineage: Eukaryota; Viridiplantae; Streptophyta; Zygnematophyceae; Desmidiales; Closteriaceae.